Messenger RNA from Saccoglossus kowalevskii, 1404 nucleotides. RefSeq names its product Y+L amino acid transporter 2-like. Lineage: Eukaryota; Metazoa; Hemichordata; Enteropneusta; Harrimaniidae. Gene Ontology annotation, biological process: amino acid transmembrane transport. The record is from RefSeq and is a predicted model, not a curated record. Gene Ontology annotation, molecular function: L-amino acid transmembrane transporter activity. Gene Ontology annotation, cellular component: membrane.
AUGGCGGAAACUGCACAUAACGCUUCGUCACAGGCGCGACAGAGAAAGAAUGCAAGUACGGAUCUACACGACGAGCAGGAUGGUCAGGAGAGAGAACCAUUACAAAUAAAGAAACUAUUAUCACUUGCCGACGGAACACUUCUAAUAAUAGGAAUGAUUAUUGGAUCUGGUAUUUUUAUUUCACCAAAGGGCGUUCUUUCAUAUUCUGGUUCUGUGGGUGCAGCCCUUAUAAUUUGGGCUGCAUGUGGAAUCUUCUCUAUGUUAGGUGCGCUCUGUAUGGCUGAGUUGGGAACUACCAUUCCCAAAUUUGGUGGCGAAUACAUCUACAUCCAUGAAGCGUUUGGGGCGUUACCAGCGUUUCUGUAUCUUUGGGUGUUGAUGGUCAUAUUGAAACCGACUACCCAGGCCAUUAUUAUGCUAACCUUUGCCGAGUACGUAGUUUAUCCUGUAUUCAUUGAAUGUGAUGAAACGUCACUGCUGACUAAAAGACUCUUAGCUGUAGCAGGUAUACUUUUUCUAACUUUUGUGAAUGUUCUUAGCGUACGUUGGAGUGCUCAUCUGACCAACAUUCUAUCGUAUUCAAAGUUGCUGGCUACCUUCAUAAUCAUUAUCACUGGAGUGUAUUACUUGGCAAAAGGAUACACGGACAAUUUUGAGGACAGUUUUGCAGGAACCACCAAGUCUGUAGGUGACAUUGCAUUGGCGAUGUAUUCUGGUUUAUGGGCCUACUCCGGAUGGAAUGUUCUCAAUAAUGUUACGGAAGAAAUGAAGAAUAUUAAAAGGUACAUUCCAUUAAGUUCCACGGUACAAACGUUUGCCCAAAAGACUCUCGGUGUGAUGGCUUGGGUAAUGCCGCUCUUUGUUGCUUUGUCUACAUUGGGGGCAGCCAAUGCGUCCAUCUUUACUGCCGGGAGGGUUUAUUUUUCUGGUGCAAGAGAGGGUCAAUUGCCAGAUGUUGUUGCUAUGAUACACAUAAGAAGACGUACGCCAGUUCCAGCCAUUCUUAUCAAUUGUGUGGUUGCUCUAAUAAUGGUGCAGAUCAGCGACAUAGACACACUUACAACCUACUUUAGUUUUAUAAGUUGGUUGGUAACCGGGAUUGCAGUAGCUGGUCUUAUAACCCUACGCUGGACGAAACCUAAUCUCCCCCGUCCUAUCAAGCUUCCUAUAUUUAUUCCGGCUUUGUUUGUCGUCAUGUCUUUGUUUCUGGUAAUAGUGCCUUUCUACACGCGACCGAUUGUGUCAAGUAUUGGUGUGGGUCUAACGCUCACUGGUGUUCCACUUUACUUUCUGGGUGUACUUUAUAAAAGAAAAAGGAUGCGACUCUUGUCAAAUAUACUUGGGUCAAUUACUUGGUUAUCUCAGGUGUUUUUGGAAGUUUCAAUCACGGACGCCAGAACAUGA